CAUCACCAACACCACCAACAACAAAACCACCAACAACAACACCACCAACAUCACCACCUACAACAUCACCAACAACACCACCAACAUCACCCACAACAGUCCAUGAGAUCUGAGGCCAGGAGCGAGUGGCAACAGUGGUGGCAGCAGAAACUGGCCACAACAACAGCAGACGCAGUGACAGCAGCAGCAGAAACAGCGUGAGCAUGGAGCUGGGCAGCGCAGAGCUCCUGGAACUGCUGCUCGACUGCCCGGAUGGGUCACGUGACACAGGGCAUUCUGGGAUACUUAUGGGGGAUGCCUUCAUCGGCUCUGAGGAAUCGGGAGACAUUUGGGGCAUCAAUCACGCCAUGGAAGACAGCGAGUCGGAGGACCUCCUCUCCCACAUCGUCGACCCCAACCAGGCGCGCUCCAUGUCCCCACGAGAUGACGGCGGCUUGUCACCCAUGGGCAGCGACGACAGCGGCAUCUCGGACGAAUCGGCCGUGCCGGGCCCAGGGGUCGCCCUCGGCGAGGGCCUGGCCCCCAUGAUCGCCGAGGGCAGCAGGGCAGCAGUGGGCAGCGGUGCCCGGGACGUGUGCUACGUACUGAGCGUGGGGUUGGAUGGGGUGAAGGCCGUGGCUCCGUCGUCAGACAUGGACAUCAUCUCCAUUGAGUACGACGAGUGGAACUCCCACAUGGCCGGCAUCUCCACGUUCGCCGACAAUCCCAUGGCAGCGCUGGCCGGCGGAAUCAAAGUGGAGAGCACCAUGCUGUCCGCCAGCCAGUACUCGUACCGCGACACUGGCAAUCUGUUCCCAGAGAUUACUCUGUCUGAAGAGGAGAGAAAGCUGCUGGAGCAAGAGGGAUUGUCACUACCCUCCCACCUGCCACUUACAAAGGCGGAAGAGCGCAUGCUCAAGAAAGUUCGCAGGAAAAUCCGGAACAAGCAGUCGGCGCAGGAGAGCCGGAAACGGAAGAAGGAGUAUGUGGACGGGCUGGAAGGGAGGGUGGCGGCCUGCAGCACUCAGAACGAGGAGCUCAAGAGGAAAGUGGAUCAGCUGGAGGCACAGAACAUAACGUUGGUGACGCAGCUGAAGAAGCUGCAGGCCAUGGUGACGCAGACGUCCAGCAAAGCGGCGCAGACGAGCACCUGCGUCAUGGUGUUCCUGCUGUGCUUCGCACUCCUUGUCUUCCCCAACUACAGCCCUUUCGGCUCGUCGAAGAACGCCUCCCAGGAGCUCUAUACACCCGAGGGAGCGGUGCUGUCCAGGGCACUAAAGGGGAUCGAAUCUCCCCUAGAAAACCUGGAGCCAGAGCAGCCUAACCUGUCGCAACCUGACGGGGUCGUGCCAGCAGGGUCACCAGGAAGUCGAGCUAUUGCCGUCGCCGGCCCUCCCAGCAACCCUGAAAAUCGGCCAUCGCAGUCAUCAUCAUCAUCAUCGGCAACAGCAGCAGUAGAUGACGUGGUGAAAGCGAGCUGUGGAAACGCCACAAAUUGUGGGGCCGCCACCAAAGAUGUCGUUGCGGAGGCGCCAGGUCCGGUUGGCGUGCCCAGUGGUGCGGUCGGAGACGGGGAGGCUCCGCUGGGCAGUGUGGCUGACGUCAAGUCGACGCACGCUGACGAGAUGUGAGAGACUUGGAGGGAGGAGAGAAAACAACGGGGAGUAGCGGGGAGAUAUGAGGAGCGGGAGGAGGAGGAGGAAGACAUGGGGAUGAGAGGGAAGACACAAGGAGGAGUUUGGAGACAUGAGGAUAAAGAGGAAGACACGGAGAGGGGAGGGUAGAUAGGAUGAGAUAGAAGAAGAGACGGAGAGAAGGGAGAAACGAGAGAGCGGAAGCCAUGAUAAGAGACAAGGGGCCGAAGAGGAACAGGGAUGACACGAGGAGGGGAGACAUGGGAGAGUUGAGGGGAGGAGGAGUCCUGUCUUUUUAUUUCAAAAACUUCUAGCCAGAUAGGUGACUGGAUGGCUCCUGAAUUUGUCUGCUGUAACGCUGCGGGUUUCCUGACACUGAAAUCAAUAACCAAAAAAACAUAGAGACCUGUGUAAUAUAUUUUAUUGUAAUUUAAUAAGUUAAAUAUUUUGACAUUCCACGGAUAAUUCUUUCAAUCAUCAAGCCAAUACGUGCCUUUAGGUACUAUGGGACAGUCAGAGUAUCAAUAGUGACAUUCAGGACGUCACAACUUUCUUUGUGGCGUUUUGCUGCAUCGCCGAGAUUCGAUGCAAGAAUAAUUUUCGUCUUGUAUCAUUGUGGUAAAUGUCGUAGCAGUCUUUCAGUGUGCUGCAUGGGUAAGGUCAACCCAUUACACGCUUCGCAUCAUUCCAGUGAGAAUCGUAUAUUAAUGACGGGCCAGAUGGGUCAGCGGAAGAGCGAGUUACUUGCAAUCGGAAUGCGGCGAGUGCACAUCCUGGUUGGGGCAGGCGGGGUGGGGGGAGAGGUGUUGACUCGGGAUCGAUAAAAUAAAUAGCAAUGUGGGGGAAGUCAACAGUGGUUGUCCUAUGCAGGAGAUGUGGAACUUCGAACACUGUACUCAGGGCUACAAACAGGAUGAGAACUGAUGCCCUCAAAGCUCAGAGCGACAGGACAUCACUUGACUUUUUGACUGUUUGUGUAAUGGGCUCACGUGACCUCUCAUUGCGUUAAAUAUGAUGGGAACAUAUCGAGAGAGAGAGUCAGACUUUAGCAAUGAUUUUGAGAGCGUUUAUAAACACGUUAUCGUGUUAUAAUAGGGACCAGGGAGGCAGAACGUUCUCUGGUUCCAAAUGCUGUAAAAAUGUGUGCGCACAUACACACGGCAACAAACUCCCGUUUGCCGUUAAGUAGCGGCAACGACGUGGCCCUUGUACUCGUCUCGGUACACUUUGAAACCACGUGGAUUUACAAAAGCUCCGUUGACAUGAGGUCACGAGACAUCGAAUGUUCGGUGAACCGCACCCUUUUCACAGAGGUGUGUACACAAACGUAAACAGACACAUUCACUAGGACAGAUCCCCCCUGUGGCCUUAAACUAUUAGGGGGAAAGUACUUUUGGCGAGCGCCUACGUAGGCCAAAACGAUACACGAGCGGGUGGGGGGUGGCCAGUACAACACCCGGCCACCUUUGUCUCCCAAAGUGCUAAUAUUUAUACACCUCACCAGGUACUCAAUUUAUGGUUGAGUUGACCUAGGGGAGGUAUCGAACUCUGGUCGCCGGGUUCCUAGCACAGUGCUCUAACCACUACACAACCACUCCCCAAAGUAGACAUGCAUAGCCACACAUAAACAGAUUCACAUGCACGACAAAACAGACUCGUACAUAAAUAGCGGGUGAAUGAGGGUAUGGUGUUGCCAGUACCACGCCCAGCAGCUACCUUUGUCUCUCCAGUGCAUUUGUUCACACACCACACUGAGGCUGCUUUGACUUUGGGGAUGCCCAGAACCGGCCCAGACAUCGCUUGCCACCGAUUUUAUCCGUGGCCGGGAAUCAAACUCGGAUGGCCAUUUUCCUGGCGCAUAGCGUGGGACCAUCUCAGAACCAUUGCGCCAUCUUGUUAUUGUGAGCUACAGCUCGUCAGCAAACGACAUCAAUGUUGGCCAUAUCACGCCAUUUGUUGACUGCAAUGAGCAUGGGGCACUUUGCCGUGAAGUGACAUUUGCCUCUUGCUGCACUGCGGGGUUUAGGGCGCGAGAGCUUCUCAACGGCCCAAUGAGUGUGAGCGCUUUGCCGGGGGAGCCGCGAAUUCGUUGAGAAGGAACCGUUGCUUCUGGAUUGGCUGGAUUGGGCACCACGGUGGCUAGAAGAUGUUAACUACCUCGCCUGGUAUGCAGGAGCUCGUGGGUUCGAUCCCGACCCGGUCGCGUUGGCAGCGUCCUGCGCCAACAGCUGGCGUGUAAGCACACGACCGCUAUUCACGAUCCGCUUGUGCGAGGGGAGAAACGGGGGGCGUCAGUGUAGGGUUAACGAUGUGUAGUAGUGAUUGUUUUUUGCACUAGCUUUAUUUGUUGGUAAUAGAGGUGGGGGGGGGGGUGGUAUUGUUGAUAAACAUUUACAUAUGACCUUGGUGGUUUACACUCCAAAUGUGUUCUAAAUAUGUUUAAUGUCAAUUGUAAUCAUUUUUACAUUACGUUUGUCAAUCCACUGCUCGAUGGUUGCCGGCCAUAGCGGGGGUGGGGGGUGGUUGCUUGAGCAUACUUCACCACGCCGGUCAGUGUGGGUUCGUGAAGACAGGAAAGGGGAAGGGGGGUCAGAGGUGGAUCAGGACCAUUUAAAAAAUCAACUUGUCACUGAUGUGAACCUUGGCCAGAAUUUGAGCUCUCUGGGACCACCAGCGCCCUGCCCCACCAACCCCAAAAGCACAGGACUAUAAGUCGAACACUACAUUUCUGUUUCAGCUUAACUGCAUUACGUUUGCUUUUGUGGGCAUCUGAUGGUACUGUAAUUCACAUAAUCGGGGAGGCCGAAAUCUUUUUCAACGAUGUAGUUCUAAUUGCGACGUGCAUUCUGAAGGCGUAUGUGUGUUGUACGCAUUAAAAACAAAAAGAAAUCCUGUUA
This is a messenger RNA of Petromyzon marinus (sea lamprey), 4510 nucleotides long. Its product is annotated as cyclic AMP-responsive element-binding protein 3-like protein 4. Lineage: Eukaryota; Metazoa; Chordata; Hyperoartia; Petromyzontiformes; Petromyzontidae. The record is from RefSeq and is a predicted model, not a curated record. Gene Ontology annotation, molecular function: DNA-binding transcription factor activity, RNA polymerase II-specific; RNA polymerase II cis-regulatory region sequence-specific DNA binding. Gene Ontology annotation, biological process: regulation of transcription by RNA polymerase II. Gene Ontology annotation, cellular component: nucleus.